This is a messenger RNA of Epinephelus moara (kelp grouper), 4268 nucleotides long. It is a transcript of the gene nrl, whose product is annotated as neural retina leucine zipper. The transcript has 5 exons. Gene Ontology annotation, molecular function: RNA polymerase II cis-regulatory region sequence-specific DNA binding; DNA-binding transcription factor activity, RNA polymerase II-specific. Bases 310 to 1593 code for a protein of 427 amino acids. The record is from RefSeq and is a predicted model, not a curated record. Lineage: Eukaryota; Metazoa; Chordata; Actinopteri; Perciformes; Serranidae. Gene Ontology annotation, biological process: regulation of transcription by RNA polymerase II. Gene Ontology annotation, cellular component: nucleus.
UUCCAAACGUGUCAGUCAACCAGUCAGUUGAUUAUUUUUGUGUGUGUGUGUGUGGUGGGGGGAUGUUGAAAAGAGCUCGAAACCAUCCUUCAUCUCUAUGACCGACGGACAACUGAAACAGAGACAAGGACACAGGGACGUACAGUUUCUCACCGAGGAAACUCACCCAUCAGUCUACUUCCUGACAUCACCCCUGCUGCUGUCUAUGAGCUGCUCUGAGGCAGAGGAUUGGACUUUCCAACAAUCCUGACAUACGGAAAAACCCUGUUGAAGCUCCCACCAGCAGCAGCGGCAGCAGCAGCAGACACCAUGUCCUCUCCUUCCCUCCCCAUGCCCUCUCUCCCUCCCAGCCCUCUGGCUAUGGAGUACCUAAACGACUUUGACCUCCUCAAGUUUGAGGUGAAACCUGACACCCCUCCGCUCCCUCCCCCAUGUGCGUAUCCAAAAUCAGGCCUCCCCCACGACCCCUCCAGUUCUCCAUACACCAGCCAUCCUCCGCAGGACUCCAGUUUGAGCUCCAGCCCUUACAACUCGCUGCCACCUUCACCGACGCUCAGCGAUGCCCACCCACCACCUUCAGGCUCCUCCUCCCUCUCUUCGUCAUCCUCCUCCAUCUCUUUCCCCCUCUCCAUCUCCAACAGCUUCACCUCCGGCAUCAGCUCCGGCUCUCAGGGGAACGUGGAAGGCAGUCCGGCCCACGGCGGGCCUCAGGGUCCCACCCCGGCCUCGCUGGAGGACCUGAUCUGGCUGGCAGCACUGCAGCAACAGUUUGGAGGUGAAGUGACGGGGCCCGCCACUUUGCUGGGGGCCUUGGGGGGAGUGCCAGAGCGAGGGGACAGAGAGAGGGGGCCGGUCAAUGGCUUUCUGGGAUGUGAGGAUGCUGUGGAGGCUUUACUGAACUCAGCUGCUGCAGCUGUCAGCUCACAGUUUCCAGGGCUUUCUCAGAGUUCGAGCAGUAACCUGGGAGACUCCAGCAGCGACAGCGGGGCCGACAUCUCCUGCCCCAAAGGGACAGACAUGUGCCAUCGCCCGCUCGUCUUCCUCUCAUCUGCCCCGCCCUCGCUCCCAAACGCCGCCCCCACCUCAGCUCCCUACCCACAACCCCUCAGCCCCCAGGGUCGCCUUCAUCACCACCAGCAUCACCAUCAUCAGCACCACCCGCACCACCCCAUGCAUGGCAGCCAUCACCAUCAUCACCACCCACAACUUAAUCAGUGCGGGGUGAAUGAGCGCUUCUCUGAUGAGCAGCUGGUGAGCCUGUCAGUGCGAGAGCUGAACCGACACCUGCGGGGAGUGAGUAAGGACGAGGUGGUGCGCUUGAAGCAGAAACGCCGCACGCUAAAGAACCGCGGCUAUGCCCAGUCCUGCCGCUACAAGCGCUUACAGCAUCGCCACGCUCUGGAGUCAGAGAAGCAUGUGCUCACGCAACAGUUGGACCAGCUACAGUGUGAGCUGACUCGAGUGCUGAGGGAGAGAGACGCCUACAAGGCUCGCUACGAGAAGCUCCUCAGCACGAACCACGGCAUCGGUGGCGACGCCCCACCGACCCGCACCAGCAACCCACCUUCCCCACCCCCUGACUACUUCCUCUGAGCUUAACCCACAGGGGAGAGGAAGAAAAAAAACAAGAGGAAUGAGAAACCAGCCAACGUGGAGCAAUCAAUGAUGAGUAAUCAGACUUGGGGAAGAAAACAAGGAUGUGUAUGUGUGUGUAUGUGCGUUUGUGUGUGUGAGAGAAAGUGAAAGAGAGGCAUUGGCAGGCAGUUUUUGGGGCGAUACAACUGUGAAAACCACUCUUGAGUGAAUAAAGGGGAAUUGACUGUUAAUUCGUAGGGUUAGACUCAGCUCUAGUCUGCUUCAUGGACUCUUUUACUUCACUGUGAAUGAUAGUUGCACAAAACUGAGCUGAGGGUGCAACAGCGGACAAACAAGACUCUGAAAAAUGGAUCAACAAAGCUUUAUCUUGCAUUAAAACUCAUCAAUAGUCUCUGACACCGCUGAGCAUAUUAUCUAUGCAAUAUUAUAUAGCUGCAAUGAACUCUCCAAAUGAGCGGUCGAGGCUCAAAUUGUAGUUGUGUUUUUUUAUAAUAAGCUGCUAAAGCUGCAGAGGUCUGAGUAGUGCAGUGGUGCUGGAUGUGGAGUGGUAUGGGCUUGGAUAAAGUAUCCACGGCAUGCAGUUGUAUUUGCCAGCUAAUAUUUCACAGUUGCCUACCAAAGUGUUUAAGCUCACCAAGACUUGUUAUUCUUUGUAAGAUGAAUAAUCAUAGAUUAAAGAAUGUACAAGGAUACCUUUCAUAGGAAUCUUCCAGUGAUUGUGCUAAACAUCCCAGAAUAGUGGGGAUAUUGCUCUUGUGUUUUAGCAAAGAAAUCUACCUUUUUGCUGGUUGGAGAAGACUUGCUGUUUGCUCUAAAAAUGGGUUUUUACAUACAGGGAGCUGGUAGUGUGCUGAACUAAAGCGACUGCAUAUGGUGAAAGAGAAAGAGAGAGAAACCCAUCGCAGCAGGCGAAAAGAGUGUGGCAUGAUUUGUGUGGUUGUGUCCAGUUCUCCAGACUAGAGAAGCUAUUUUUGGGCAGAUGGAACACCUCUGUAACAGGGACGAUCACCAUAUUAAUGCAACAUGUGGCACCACAGAGCUGGUCACUGUGGACUCGGGUACUGUGGGCUAACGGAUGCAACAGAAAAUUAAUGGUGCAGGGAUAAUAAAAAAAAUGCAAUCAGUCUUUUCAUGGAGACCCCUUCUUAAAGGUGCAGUGUGUAGGAUCCAGGGGGACAUAUUGGCAGAAAUAGCACGUAAUAUAAUAAGAAUGUUUUCUUUAGUGUACGAUCACCUGAAGAUAAGAAUCUUUGUGUUUUCAGUACCUUAUAUUGAGCCAUUUAUAUCUGCACAGGAAGCAGGGGUCUCAUUUAUAAACAUUGCGUGCACACAAAAGAAAGAAAGAGGCGUACGCUGACUCCCACACAAAAGUUUUGAUUUGUAAAAACAGACUUGACGGGACAAACUCUGACCCAUGCUAACGAACAAUUGGUGACGUGGAUGGUGAGGCGGAAGCCAGAUUGUAGAAUUUUUUUGGGCGCACGCCAUUUUUGGAUUUUGUCCGUAUGUACAUUUUUAGUAUGGAUCCUAUUCAUUUUUUUUUUAUAAAUGAAACCCCAGGUCUCAGUCUGCAGAGAUCGCCAUGUUAACCGCAACGGUAGUUCAGAAUGGACAAAACAAACACUGGCUGUAGAUAGAGCCACUCGCAUUUUCGUAUAUCGUAGUUAGAGGCCGCUCCACAACAGACAUACAAAACACUGAUUUGUAACGUGACACUGCUUUACUCAGUGUCAGUCACUAUGUCUUUUUGUUUUGGAAUGAAGGACACAUCUGUGGAUAAUUCAGCUCACGGUGAAAACUUCCUAAACAUCUGGAUCUUUAGUUAUAAGAGAAAAAAAGGCAUGCGCACAUUAGCAUGCGGUGAGCUAGCCACCUGUCUCCAACAUGCCAAACAGCAUCGACAAAACACUGAUUUGUAAUGUGAAACUGCUUUAUUCAGAGUUUUCACCAGUUUUAAUCACUGGGUCUGUUUGUUGUGGAGAGGAAGAGACCUCUGUGGAUAAUUCGGCUCUCAGUUAAAACCUCCUGAAUGUCUGGAUCAGAAAUAAGAUGAGCACACAUUAAGUCAUCAGAGAAAAUAGGUGAGCACACUUUUGCAGGUGCUGGGCAAGCCGGCCAUCUGCAACAUGCCGAACAGAGUAAGAAAAACACUGAUUUGUAAUGUCAAAGAACUUUAUUUAGGGUUUUAUCAGUUUUAAUCACUGGGUUGUUUUGGAGAGGUUUAGACCUCUGUGGUUAAUUCGGCUCAUGGCAAAAACCUCCUGAAUGGUGAACACUGAAGUUUCAGCUGGUUGCAAUCUGCUAUAUGCCAUUAAAUCCCCCUAAAUCUUACACAUUGAACCUUUAACUGUCCCAUGAAAUCAUUGCCAGGGUUCAUGCAUUAGAGCUAUUUAUUUUGUUUGGGUAUAGGUUAAAUAAAAUGUUCUUUUAUUUAUUCACUUAUUUAUUCAGUAUUUAUUGUUUAUUUAUGUACUGAUUCUAAUUAUUUUUACUUUAUUGGUUUUAUUCCAUUAGCGUGUAUUUUUACUUUCCUACAGUUUAUUAUUUUAUCCAAUUGUGAUUAGCAUUAACAAACAAUGACGGCCAUGAUCAUGGUUUCCUGCUCCUGUUGUAGUGUGGUUUCAUAUGCAUAUGAAAUAAACAGUACUUUACCAUCCCUGUCAUGCUGUGGA